GAGCUUUUCUCUUCUUACUCUUUGUCUUCUUUUUGAUUCCCAUUCUUCACCUUCAUGAGCCACACCCACUUCUCCAAAUGGGUUGGUUGCAAUCCCUUUUCUCUCCAUUGAAGAAGCUUUGGUUCCGUAGGCACUCCGCUAAUCAGAAGAAGAGGAGAGGGAUAUACAUUUUGUACGAAGAUGUAAAAUCCUGCCAAUGCGAAGAUGUGCAUGUUCUAUGGUCAAUACUAGUGGAAUCACAGACACCUUCAUUGCCAUUAAAACAGUAAACACAGAUCAGAUGAAGGAGCAGAGUUUUAAAGCAACAAUGAGACUUCCCCUCUCUUGUACAUAAGUAUAUAUAUAAAUAUAUUUAUGAUACUUUC
This is a messenger RNA of Rubroshorea leprosula, 365 nucleotides long. The record is from the annotation of a GenBank genome assembly. Lineage: Eukaryota; Viridiplantae; Streptophyta; Magnoliopsida; Malvales; Dipterocarpaceae.